Molecule: messenger RNA, 1230 nt
Organism: Penicillium alfredii
Lineage: Eukaryota; Fungi; Ascomycota; Eurotiomycetes; Eurotiales; Aspergillaceae
Exons: 2
Coding region: 1-1230 (409 amino acids)
Biological process (GO): pyrimidine nucleotide import into mitochondrion
Cellular component (GO): mitochondrion
Molecular function (GO): pyrimidine nucleotide transmembrane transporter activity
Source: RefSeq, a predicted model, not a curated record
AUGCAUUCAGAAGGCAGAGGAGCUCCUGGAGCUGCGAGCGGCUCCGAGUCUCCGCAAAACUUGCAUGUAGAUGCCGCCGCCGCGCCCACUGUGUCGCCGCAAUCCGCCUUCCUCACCCGCAUAGAGAUUCUGUCGACCCGUGUUCCCAACUUCUACAUUGCUCCUUUCUGCGGAGCCAGUGCUGGCGUGGCUUCUGGGAUUGUCACAUGCCCACUCGAUGUCAUCAAAACCAAGCUGCAAGCCCAAGGCGGCUUUGCCCGACGAGGCGGGCAAACGGUCGAGGCAAAGACGCUGUAUCGCGGGAUGCUGGGCACCGGAAGGAUGAUUUGGCGGGAAGAUGGCAUUCGCGGUCUCUACCAGGGUCUUGGGCCGAUGCUGUUAGGGUAUCUUCCGACCUGGGCCGUGUAUCUGGCGGUCUAUGACCGGACUCGUGAAUAUUUUUACGACCAGACAGGAAGUUGGUGGUUGUCCCGUGGCUAUGCAUCAAUCACAGCCGGAGCAUGCUCAACGAUCGUGACAAACCCUAUCUGGGUCAUCAAGACACGGCUCAUGUCACAGAGCCUCAAGAAAAGCAGUGAAGGACUGCGGGCACCAUGGCAAUACUCGAGCACAUGGGACGCUGCCCGUAAAAUGUACCAAAUCGAGGGGAUUCGCUCAUUCUACUCUGGCCUGACCCCGGCUCUGCUGGGUCUCACCCACGUGGCCAUCCAAUUCCCCCUCUACGAAUAUCUGAAGAUGGCAUUCACGGGCUAUGGAAUCGGGGAGCACCCGGACACCGGGAGCUCACAUUGGAUUGGCAUUUCAUUCGCUACCUUCCUCAGCAAGAUCUGCGCUAGCACCGUCACCUACCCGCACGAGGUCUUGCGGACCCGACUGCAGACGCAGCAGCGCACCGCUCCCGCCCCCUCACCGGAGGAAAUCGCCUUCCGUGGAGGUUUGCAUCACCCUUAUGAUCGUGGCCGGUCGUCGAUUGCGUCGUCGUCCGACGGAAUGCCUAACCGGCCCCGUUACAGUGGAAUGGUGCGCACAUGUCAGACUAUCUUGCAGGAAGAAGGCUGGCGCGCAUUCUAUUCCGGGAUCGGCACGAAUCUGUUCCGGGCCGUCCCGGCCGCCAUGACGACUAUGCUCACCUACGAGUACCUGCGGAAGCUCAUCCACACCUUCCAGCAUGAUGGCGCGCUGAAGCGAAAAAUGGCCGAAGAGGCCGCCGAUACAUCGAGCAUGAUCUAA